AUGGAGGACCUACAAGUUGUAGAUGAUAAAGUGUACCAGGACUUCCUGCAGAGUGAUGCUACCGAGGAUGAGUUAUUGGCGGACAUGACAAAUUGUGACUUUUACAAAAGGAAGUUUGCAGCCCUGAAACUCCAGUAUGAGGAAAUAUUCAGAAAGGUAACCUAUGAAGUAGAACACAUCGAUGAUGCAAAUUCUGAAUGUUCUCACUUCAGCAUGACAGGUAGGCGUUUUAAAUUACCUUUAAUAGAAUUUAAGAAGUUUGAUGGUGAUAUUCGAAACUGGUUACCAUUCUGGUCACAAUUCAAGAAGAUCCACGGAGCCAGAGAUAUCGAGGCAGUCGAUAAAAUUGAUUAUUUGAUUCGGGCAACUGUACCCUUUAGUAGAGCAAGGCAACUAGUAGAGAGUUAUCCAGCUAUUGCGGAAAAUUAUCAUCAUAUUAUCGAAGCCAUGUUAUCUCGUUUUGGCAGAGAAGAUCUUCAAAUUGAGGUCUACGUCAGAGAAUUGCUUAAGUUGGUUUUGUGUAAUGCUACAUCUAAAUCUAAGCUUGAAUUGGUAAUUUUAUAUGACCAGAUCGAGACACAGAUUCGAGCGUUAGAUACUUUAGGCAUUACAUCAGAUAAGUGUUCUGCGAUGCUUUUUCCUCUCAUUGAGUCAUGCCUCCCUCAAGAUUUAUUGAGAGCAUGGCAACGUUCCCCGCAUAGAUUUGAACCUGAAAAUUCAGGAAGUGCUACAAAUGUCUCAACGGAAUCAGGUCCGGGUAAGUUAGACAUUCGUCUUAAAAACCUCAUGAAGUUUCUGAAAACCGAAGUUGAAAACGAGCAGCGUAUUACAUUGGCUUCAGAGGGUUUCCGUUUAGUCGGUCAAGGUAACUCCAGUGCUAAUUUAUCGAGAACUGUUUCGAACCCUUCGGCUAAGAAAAAUGUGAGUUCACCGGUACCCACCGCCGCAAACUUGGUUAGUUUCAAUUCAAAUUGUGCAUUUUGUGGGGGUUCUAAUCACAUUGGUGAACACUGUUUUAAAGCACAGAAGAUGUCUUUGGAGCAAAAGAAACGUAUUUUGAUCAGUAACAAAAUUUGUUUCAGAUGCCUGAAAGCUGGUCAUACUUCAAAAAGAUGUCGUGGACAUCCUAAGUGUGCUAUCUGUCAAAAAUCUCAUCUGGUAAUAAUGUGCCCUGAUUUGCCUAGUAACAAGGAGUCUCUUGAUACUCUUGAUCAUAGUAAGAAACCAGAGGUGAAUCCUAACAUUGACAAAUUUCUAGCCACCUACAAUUCACGAAUCAAUGUAUUUCUGCAAACUUUGAGAGUGAACAUAUUUGGUGCUAAUGGUUCAAAGAACGUGAGGGCUCUGAUCGAUAGUGGUUCUCAAUGA
Leptinotarsa decemlineata (Colorado potato beetle) is the source of this 1368-nucleotide messenger RNA. RefSeq lists its product as uncharacterized. The record is from RefSeq and is a predicted model, not a curated record. Gene Ontology annotation, biological process: proteolysis. Lineage: Eukaryota; Metazoa; Arthropoda; Insecta; Coleoptera; Chrysomelidae. Gene Ontology annotation, molecular function: nucleic acid binding; zinc ion binding; aspartic-type endopeptidase activity.